CAGGUCAUAGCUCAGUAUAUAAUGUUAUUAUUACCAUAGAUUUAAUAAUAAUGUGUUAUAAAAUGAUAACUGCAGAUAAAUUGUUGAUGUUUAUUGUUCUGUCAAGUCAAGUUAGCUCCAUAUUUGGUACCAUCAAUGUUGCUAUUAAUAAACCAACACGACAGAGUACGAUUAAUCUGGGUGUAAAUACUUCAAGUUGGGCUGGAUUAACAGCGUGGUGGUGUAUAGAUUUAGGACAGGAGUUUCAUAUCAACACCGUUAAAAUAUCAAAACCAAUACAGGAUGGUCGAAAUAUUCUGCUAGACGGAUUUGAGAUGAGAAUAAGUUCUAUUGGUCAGUGUGAUAAAGCAGGAUUUACAGCAGCUACACCUUGUUAUAAAGGUAGAGCAUCAACAACAGAUUCUGUAUACACCAUAGAGAGGUGUAAUCAUCCAGCAAUACCAUCAUUAUCCGCUAGAUAUAUUUUUAUAUCUGUUAAACGCACUGAUGCAAGAUUGGACAUCUGUGAGGUUCAAGUAUUUGCAGAUAACUGUCCAGAUGGUUUCUAUGGUAGCAACUGUAACAUACGAUGUCCAACAUCCUGUCUGAACAACACAUGUGAUAAGGUAGGAGGAUCGUGUUCUCACGGUUGUCAUGGUGAUCACUAUGGUAAAAAAUGCCAGUCUACUUGUAGUAGCCACUGUAAGGAUGGUAAAUGUGAUGACAGGACGGGGCGAUGUUUUGGAUGUGAAGACGGUUACUACGGUGAUGUGUGUGAAGAAUCAUGUUCUACCUGUAAUGGUACAUGUCGACAAGUAGAUGGCGUUUGUUUGAUUGGCUGUAUGGAUGGAUAUUGGGGAUCCAAUGGGCUGUGCUUACAGACAUGUUCUAGUUGUACUUCCGGUGGAUGUCGAAUAGCAGAUGGCGAUUGUAAUAAUGCGCGUGAAGAUAGUUGCACCAAGGUCAAACGCAGAAGCAGAGAUAACAAAUGCUCCAGUUGUUGAAAGUAUUGGUGAAGUGACGUGUCCACUACCUGCUAAUAGACAAAAACGAUCAACAGGAGUUCCCGUUGUAGACACAACAGUACCAAGCUACAGGAUAGCUGUGUCCAAUGAUGGAAAACUCUUCAGUCGACAGUUAACAGUGGUUAUCAUGAAUUCUGAAUGCAUGAGCUGUUCGAUGGAUGGCGAGAGCGUGAAAUGUAAGAUGUUUGACGAUUAUUGUUAUACAGAACAACGAUGUUAUAAAACUGGUGAAAGGUAUAUAAAUGAUGAUGACUACCAAUGUACCUACGGGCAGUGGCAACUCACCAGUUCUAAUGGUGGCAACACAGGCUCCAAAGGUGGCACAACUCCUAAGAGUGGCGCGGAUUCUUGUUCCGCUAUAUAACAACUCAAUUUAAUAAUGAUACUUCUUUGUUCAGCAGCCUACAUGCUUUAAUAUUUAAUCACUGGUCCAACGACGUUAUGAGUGGGAGGAUAUUGAAAUUGCUCUCACCCAAGAAAGAAAAUUCCCGAUUUUAAUACAAUUUUUUGUUUUCAUGUUAUAUUUUUUUUUUGUAUUUUUUUUACCUUCCAAAUAACAAAUAUUUAAUAACGUCCUUGUUUAUUUUGCCCUUUAUAACUUUCUUAUGUAUUUUACUUUCCAAAUAUUUUAUAAGUUUCCUGUGUAUUUUAUCUUUGAAAUAUACCUUUCCGCGCACAAACUGGGUGAUGUGAUCAUAUAUUUGGACUAAAACAUAUUCAAACUAAUUAAUCUAUCAAAAUUGUUCUUCAAAUCCUUCUCAAAACAUUGUAUUAGCAAGGAAAUACCCCAAGCUAUCCAAAUCUAUUAAAAGAAGUCAUGUUUGUGUCACGUGACUUGACUGUCGCGGUACAAAGCAACGGUUGCGAAGACAGCGGAAAUUUCAUAGUAUAAAAGACGAUGUUGUCUUUUAUGGCUGUCCAUUUAUCAUAAAUAUCGAAGCCUAAUUAAAUUCUCGGAUUAUCCACUUCCCACGCCGUGGCUUUAAUCUCAGAAACUGUUGUACGUUUAAGUCUCUCAUUUUUUCCUAGUCUGAUCACCAUUAAGUUUAUCAACAUAUACAUCAAGCGGUCCUUAACGCUGAGAGAUCAGACAUUCUUCGCGUGCAACCUUUGACGUCACUUGAGCAGACAGCCCUUAAUCGUCAGACUGUCAAUUCGUGACACCCUCUCAUUUUUGCCCUGUGCCUGCUCCAUGGAUGUUUUUCAAGGAAUCGAGUAUAUUUGCCAUAUAUACCCAAAUUGGUAUACUUUUAUUGGAAAUAACCACCCGAUAAAUACUUUUGCGGGGAAAGUAUCUUUAAAUAUUUGAUAUUUUCUUGUGUAUUUGACCUUUCCUGUGUAUAAAUUACAUAUAUUUUAUAGCUUUCCUAUGUAGAAAUAACAAAUAUUUUAUAGCUUUUCUGUGUUUAUUACCUUUUGAAUAUUUGAUAUUGUUCUUGUGUAUUUUACCUUCGAAAUAAAUUAUAUUUUAU
Patella vulgata (common limpet) is the source of this 2476-nucleotide messenger RNA. RefSeq names its product multiple epidermal growth factor-like domains protein 6. The record is from RefSeq and is a predicted model, not a curated record. The coding region runs from base 51 to 983 and encodes 310 amino acids. The transcript is spliced from 7 exons. Lineage: Eukaryota; Metazoa; Mollusca; Gastropoda; Patellidae.